This is a messenger RNA of Saprolegnia parasitica CBS 223.65, 204 nucleotides long. RefSeq lists its product as hypothetical. NCBI's taxonomy places the organism in Eukaryota, Oomycota, Saprolegniomycetes, Saprolegniales, Saprolegniaceae. The record is from RefSeq and is a predicted model, not a curated record. The transcript has a single exon. The annotation marks the transcript as partial.
AUGGCGUCGUCGCAGCCGAUCGCGUGGGCCAUUUUCCCAAGUCGAACGAAAGCGAUGAUGUUCCUGCGCCGUGGAUCUGCGCCGAUGGCGUCGCUUCUUGGCCGCCGGUGGUGCCACGCGUCCAAGCUGCCCAACCACAUCAAGUUCCGCCUCAUGGACAUCGAGUUCACGCAGGUCAUGGAAGGCUCCAAGCUCGUCAAGUGG